UCUUUCUUUUCUGUUUGCCUUCCCAUUGUGAUUUCAUUCUCCCGCCGGGAAACCUUAUAUUAUAUAAAUAUUUGACUCUUGUUCUUAAUCUUUUCUGUAUAUUUUUGUUUGUCUUUCUUAUGGGAUUGAUUUUUAUCAUUAUUUCAAUUUCCAUCGUCUGGGUAGCUUCUCUUUGGAAGAUUUUCUUCUCCCAUUCAAAACCCACAUUUUUAAAUGAAGGUACACCUUUGCACACAAAAAAUGUCUUGCUGGUUGUUGCGCACCCUGAUGAUGAGUCCAUGUUCUUUUCACCUACAAUAAACUACUUGACUUCAAAAGGGCACAAUCUUUACCUAUUAUGCUUGUCUAUUGGUAACGCAGAUGGCAUGGGAAGCAGUAGAAAAGAUGAGCUUUAUCGUGCUUGUGUAGUUCACAAGAUUCAACUUCAACAAGUGAACGUUUUGGACCACCCAGAAUUGCAGGAUGGUUUUGGUAAAGUCUGGAACCAUGGUUUAGUGGCACGGAUCAUAGAAGAGGAGGUUUACAGUCAUGUGAUUGAUGUGAUUAUUACAUUUGAUAGCUAUGGUGUUUCGGGUCAUUGCAACCAUGGUGAUGUGCAUUAUGGGGUACGCAAGUUCCUGCAUGAUUCUUCACCGGGGAAUAUUGAAGCCUGGGAACUUGUGAGUAUAAAUAUAAUGCGCAAGUAUAGUGGACUGUUUGACAUUUGGAUGUCAAAUUUAGACGUCAUGCAACAUCCAAGUGGUGUAAUGCAUUGCUUGCUUAAUGAGCAUCCAUUGAAGAGCUUCCGGGCAAUGGCUAAACACUCAAGCCAAUGGGUUUGGUUUCGGAAGCUUUUUGUUUCAUUUUCUAGUUAUACUUAUGUUAACACUCUUAGGAAGAUCAAUUGAUUAUAGACGAACUUGAAGGACAAAGCUGCUUGGAUUCGUGCAUGUUCAUAUUUGAACUAUUUCUCUGCAGUAACACGGGUUUCCUACUUGUUACAUGCACUCACUUUAAAUCUAUAUCAGGCAGCUUAGUUUCAGUUUUCACAUUCUAUGAUUUCUAUGCUAGCAAAUUGAGAGCCAAUUUUCUGGAAAACAUAAAUGUUCCGCUGUUUCUACAUUUGAGACCCUUGCACAGAAUCAUUGUUCGCAUUCUUUUGGCUACAUUGUGUACAUCAUGAUCCAAGGUGAUUUGGUCAACUGGUAUAAUUUUUUUGUCUCUCAUUAAUUUUGUUGGAAGGCAUUAAAUAGAGUAAGCUUGGAUAAUGGCAGUGACAUUGGCAGUGGAGUGGUGAAUUCUUCCUACUUUGGAACUCCAACAAUAAUCUUCAGGUUGCCAUUUCUAUUUCAUCUUCCAGUUGAACUUUAACUUUAUUAUUAUGCUAGUACCAAAAAAAGAUUUACUUUUGGCACUCGGUAGUGAUGUUUGAUGGACAUUGGGUGCAGCCAGUCCUGUAGUUCUAGUUAUACAUUUUUCAUGUUGAGCAUAGCUUGCUCUUUUAGUUUUAUCAUUGAACUGUGAAUUAUGUUGUUCUUUAAAUGGAACUUGACAUUUCUCCUUGUUAGAUUUAUAAUAUAUUCGCGGAUUUUUUAGUGCUAGGUUAGCACUCUGAACACAAA
Molecule: messenger RNA, 1601 nt
Organism: Gossypium raimondii (Peruvian cotton)
Lineage: Eukaryota; Viridiplantae; Streptophyta; Magnoliopsida; Malvales; Malvaceae
Exons: 10
Coding region: 120-887 (255 amino acids)
Biological process (GO): GPI anchor biosynthetic process
Cellular component (GO): endoplasmic reticulum
Molecular function (GO): N-acetylglucosaminylphosphatidylinositol deacetylase activity
Source: RefSeq, a predicted model, not a curated record